GUCCCUUCCCCGUAGUUUGGUUGUUAAUCUUUUUCCAAAGUUACAUACUCAACACCAAAUAACUAUUACCAAUACCAAGUUCCUUCUCCCUUUUAAUUCAAGAUUUUUCCUCCCUUUUUUUAUCUCCAAAGUCUUUCUUGGGUGCAUGCUAUUUCCAAAAUCCACCAAAAUACGUUUUCUUUAGUUUCUGCUAUGAGGAAACUCUGUCCCAAUCUUACUCGCGAGGAUGGGCUGGAAACGGUGCUUGAGGUUCCCAUCCCAGAAGAGAUUUUCACUAUCAAGAGCGGACCCAGCAGAGCUUGGCAUAACAUGAAGUCAUGGAUGAAGCCAAACGUUGAAUCUUCAAGAUCAUCUUCACUCUUCGGAGACAUCCAACUCUUGCUCGGUGUUGUGGGAGCCCCAUUGAUCCCUCUCCCCAUCACCUCUCACAACCAACCCAUCAACGUUAAAUCCCACAACAUUGAGGCUUCGAUGGCGAAAUAUAUAGUGAAACAGUACGUGGCGGCUGUGGGAGGGGAGAGUGGUUUGAAUAGGGUGGAAAGCAUGUAUGCAAUGGGGGAGGUGAGAGUAGGGACUUCAGAGUUUUCAGCAGGGGAAGAAUGUGUGAGUAGCAAGAAGAUGGUGAAGAAGGUGCAGAUGAAGGGUGAAGUGGGGGGGUUUGUUGUGUGGCAGAAGAAACCAGAACUGUGGAGCUUGGAGCUGGUUGUUUCUGGCUACAAAAUCAGUGCCGGGAGUGAUGGGAAAGUGGCAUGGAGGCAAACACCUUGGCACCAUUCUCAUGCUUCUCGUGGCCCACCAAGACCACUUAGGCGUUUACUUCAGGGUCUCGAUCCAAGGUCCACAGCCAAUUUGUUCGACAACUCCGUAUGCAUUGGGGAGAAGACGGUGAAUAACGAAGAAUGUUUCGUACUAAAACUCGAAGCUGAUUUCACUUCACUCCGAACAAGAAGUAGCAGCAACGUAGAGAUUAUUCGCCACACGGUGUGGGGCUAUUUCAGCCAGAGAACGGGUCUCUUGGUCCAGUUAGAAGACUCUCACUUGCUCAAACUCAAAUCCUCAACAAGUGACGCCAUAUUCUGGGAAACCAACAUGGAGUCUCUAAUACAGGACUACAAAACCGUGGAUGGCAUUAACAUAGCACACGCGGGGAAGACUUGGGUGACAUUGUCAAGGUUCGGUGAAGGCCCUGAGAGCCAUUCCAGGACCAGAAUAAACGAGGUUUGGAAAAUUGAAGAAGUGGAUUUCAACAUCAAAGGGUUGUCCAUGGAUUGCUUCCUACCCCCUAGUGAUUUGAAGAGAGAGGAAGAGAAGGGCUUAGCAGAGUGUGGGGUGGCUACAAACAAUGCAAAGUUGCCCCAUAAGAUUCAAUCUGCUUCUUUUAAGAUCAGUGUUUCCAAAGUAGCUGCGGUUAACGUGGAUGAUUCAAGUGUAAGUGAUCAAAGUGAUCAUGAUGAUGACGACGAAGAAGUGUGAAUCUGAGCCUUCCAUUUUGUAUGACCAUCCAUCCCAUGUUCCCAUUUCAGGGGCUUGUAGGGGAUAUAUGGUAUAUGUUAAGUGACUUAAUUCCUUCACUUCAAGGUGAUUUUCUUGCUACAAAUGUAGAACGUAAAAUUUAUAACGCUCAUUGGAAACUUGAUGUAAAUAAAAAAAAAAUAAAAAGUGUAAAUCCUAGGAUAAUCUAAGGGUAUGUUGUGAUCAAGUCAAACGUAACUUGAUCUAGAAUUUAGUUUGAUGCUCAAGUCGAAUUCAUUGGGUGUAAACGCGUUAAUUGAGAUUUAUCUUCAAGUAAAAAAGGACUUUUGAUGCUAUCUUACAUUAAUUGGAAGGGGAAAAAAUGAUGCAGAAGGUUUUCUUCUAAUACCAUGAUAACCUACCAGAUUUGAAUGUCUUAGUAGCCAAUCUUUUUCUCUCUGAUGUAAUUCCAAGUCUCCAUAUUUGUAGAUGAUCUACAUAGAUCCUAUUGGUAAUUUUAAAAACUUAUAUCGCCCAUAUACUGUUGCAGUUGCAGAACUCUUAACUAGAAUAUUAAGAAUGUUGUGUUGAUUAAUUGGUGACUAGUAUCUUGUAUAUUUGAGUAGCUGUCUCCCUUUGAGGAAAGACAAAUGACGGGCUUUUUUCUUCUGCAUCUGCCUAUAAUUUGUAUGUGAAAUAGGUAUCAUCCUAGAGUUCCCCUUCAUAACGCCAUUUGGCCUUGGAAGGGUGCAGACAGGAUUGAGAUCAUUCCCUGGAAGAUUGCUAAAAAUGGUUUGCUUACUAACAAAGCUUGCUUCUCUGGGAAGCUUGAUUGUUCGAGAUAUGUCUCAUGCACCAUGAAACUACACUUUAUGUGUUCUGCUAAUUCUGUGGUUGAGAGACUUGUGGUCAAAUGCA
Molecule: messenger RNA, 2370 nt
Organism: Cajanus cajan (pigeon pea)
Lineage: Eukaryota; Viridiplantae; Streptophyta; Magnoliopsida; Fabales; Fabaceae
Source: RefSeq, a predicted model, not a curated record